AUGGAUGGACCUGCAGUGAACUUGCGCUGGGCCAACACGACGACGCCAGCCCAAUUCUCAGGUGGUUCGGGGCUCCAGGACACGCCCAAGUUCAAGCGCACCAGAACCGGCUGCAGGACAUGUCGCCUUCGCCGGAAGAAGUGCGGAGAACAGCGGCCUGUCUGCGAGGGCUGCCGACGCAACCACCUGCUGUGCUCAUGGCCUGCGAAGUUGGCGUCCAGGGCCAAAAGGGACCCUGAACCAGAAGCUGAACCUCAUGCUUCCUGCACCAUCGCUCGGCCACCGAGGGCUCAAGCCGCGCCUCAGGUGCUGCCAACGACCAGCCUACCGACGUUUUCCACCUUCGUCCACCAGCGGAGUGAGACCGGGUCGCGUGAUGAGAUUGGCAAGGCCAAAGCCCUGCUCCAGCAUUACAUCUGCUCUACCGCCUCCCGCCUGACGACCGCCAAGGGCAACGUGUACCUCAGCCUUGUCAUCCCGUUUGCCGAGCAGCACUGGGAUAUUAUGCAUGCUAUCCUAGCCAUCAGCGCGUCUCAUCUGUCGUACACGGACCCUGCCUACGUCUAUCCGGCAAAAUCGCAUUAUGCUGUUGCGCUGAGAGCUGCCAAGAAUCACAUCACUACCGUUAGCCAUGGAGAACGCGAGGAGGCAAUCCGUCUUCUUGUCCUCCUCGUCCUGCUCUGCCACUUUGAAUCAGUCGAUGGAGAUAUGCGGGGCGCUAUACAAGUACACCUUGCUGCGUGCAGGCACCUUCUAAAGCUCGUCUAUGACUCUUUUCACCGGCACGAUGAAGAGAUUGUUGCUUUCAUUGCCGAACAAUACCUGUAUUUCAGCACUGUUGCCUGUAAUAUAGGACUCGAUGAGAAAGGUAUCUGUUCGACCACAAUGGCCUCAGAAGAUCCUUAUCAGGACGGUAUUUAUCUGCUGCUCAAGAGGUCGAGCGUCUCUGGCUUCCUCUUUGGCACAUCUGUCGACCUCUUCCGACUAAUUCCUAGUGUGGUGCAUUUGGGAAGAUGCGACCGAUCCGACCCGGCAAAAGCCCGUCAUGAUGACCCUGCAUUGAGAGAGGCCUUCCGUGGUUUGGAAAUAUCCGUCCUCGCAUGGAGCCCUGACAGCCUGGAAAACGGCUCAGCAGCAGCGCCCAGCACAGAGGUAUCACCGAUGGACUACAAGGGAGGAUUGAUUCUGCAACGUGCCCUCCUUAUUCUUCUUCGGGUAGCCCUUCACGGGCCCGGGCGUCCACAUGGUCAUAUCCUCGUGGAGGUAAACGAACUGAUUGGUAACUUCAUGGCCUGUCUGCGGAGCAUACCACUGAACAGCUUGACUUGGACCAAUCUGCUGUGGGCAGUAUUAACUGCGGGGUCGUGCCUACAGAAGGCUGAAGAUCGAAAGUUCUUGAGGGACAGCAUGAUGGCUCUGGGCCACAAGAUGCAUACGCUGUCGAGUGUGUUGCAUGUUCUGAGCUGGGUGUGGGAAGCCUCCGACUUGGAUCCCACCUGUUACGGCCCCUACGGCAUUGCGAAGGUAUGUAUGAGGCGUAACGUACAAAUUAGCAUGGGUUGA
Messenger RNA from Fusarium graminearum PH-1, 1563 nucleotides. RefSeq lists its product as uncharacterized. Gene Ontology annotation, molecular function: zinc ion binding; transcription cis-regulatory region binding; DNA-binding transcription factor activity, RNA polymerase II-specific. The record is from RefSeq and is a predicted model, not a curated record. The transcript has 2 exons. NCBI's taxonomy places the organism in Eukaryota, Fungi, Ascomycota, Sordariomycetes, Hypocreales, Nectriaceae. Gene Ontology annotation, cellular component: nucleus. Gene Ontology annotation, biological process: positive regulation of transcription by RNA polymerase II. Bases 1 to 1563 code for a protein of 520 amino acids.